AUGACUAGUGCAACUGCUGCCCUGACACCUACUACCACGGCCCUAUUUGGCGGUGCCCAAACAAGAGGAUCGAGGCAUUCGCCGGAAUUCAUGAGGAGGACUUUUCCUCUUUCGUGCCCAACCACGGCCACUAGUGAUAGCUGUGCCCAUGGCUGGAGUAUUGCUGCUCAUCGUGCUCACAGACGCUCCACCCUACUGGUGUUUUCGAGGGCGGCUUCCUCUGCUUCUGCGCCCGAGACUGGCAAAGACAAAAAGAAGCAGAAGAAGAAGGAUAACUACGAUGACGAGGAGGAGGAGGAGGAGGAUAAUGUAGACGGCGUUGGCAACCCUAAGAAGGAACAGCCUUCUUCUUCUUCUUCUUCUGUUUCAGUUAUGAGGAGGCUGGACGACGUGAAUCCAGUGGGACUGGGAAGGCGGUCGAGGCAGAUAUUCGACGAGGUGUGGCGCAAGUUCUCCGGAUUGGGACAGAUCUCCAGGACGACCCGCACCGACGAUGAGGCCAGCCUUCUCAUUAGGGAGGGUGGUCCCAUGUGCGAGUUUGCCAUCCCUGGGGCCCAGAAUACCACCGUCCUCGUUGUUGGUGCCACCAGCCGCGUGGGUCGCAUUGUUGUCCGAAAGCUUAUGCUUAGGGGUUACACUGUCAAG
This is a messenger RNA of Ilex paraguariensis (yerba mate), 645 nucleotides long. The record is from the annotation of a GenBank genome assembly. NCBI's taxonomy places the organism in Eukaryota, Viridiplantae, Streptophyta, Magnoliopsida, Aquifoliales, Aquifoliaceae.